Messenger RNA from Guillardia theta CCMP2712, 1947 nucleotides. RefSeq lists its product as hypothetical. Bases 1 to 1947 code for a protein of 648 amino acids. Lineage: Eukaryota; Cryptophyceae; Pyrenomonadales; Geminigeraceae. The transcript has 7 exons. The record is from RefSeq and is a predicted model, not a curated record.
AUGCAGGAGAUGCUCCAGAGGAUGCAGGAGAUGUGGAGGGAGGAGAUUAAGAAGACCAAGGCUCUGUCAAAUAAUCUCUUCCUGGGAUUCGACAAGCCUGUCAACGACGAAGCGAGGAAGGAGGUAGAUCAAGUGGUCAGCGGGAGGUUGUGGUUCCUGGACCACUCGGGAGUUUGGUUCAACGAUGCCUUCAUCAUACGAAAGGGGAUCCUGCGUGGUGUAGACGAGUACGAUGACCUUCCUGCGUUCGUUCAACAAGCCCUUGAGUUGGACGUUAACCCUGAGGCUAAGAUGAAGCCCUGUGUGUACAUAGCACUUGAGGAGGUCAAGGCAUGCCUCGAUGGCUCCUUCUCGGGGGUCUUCUACGGGCAGGGGCACAGACAAGAAGUUCCCGGCAUCAACAUCGUCGAGCAUGACGGCACUGUACAUCGGUUUGCGGUGGAGACGGAGGAGGAGCAGGAUCAGUGGAUCACCAGCAUAGGGAGGUUGACGCACCACAGCAGGAGCUCGAGUUCCUCUGACCUCUCCUCCGACGAGCCUCCCACUAACGGCAUGAGAUAUCCGCCGGUUAACCCGACGCCCCCAAGGAGAAAAUCGGUGGAGGAGCUGGAGCUGGAGAACGAAAGUCUCCGUUGUGCCCUCAUGGCGGCGCUGGACAGGAUGAAGAUCUUCUCCGCCACCCCUCCAACAGACCAGGUUCGGAUCGGCAUCGACGUGAAGCUGCAGGAAGGAGAGGGAUGCGGAGGAUCGGCGAUGGAGGCGCGAGUGAGGAGCCUGCAGUCGGACGUUAGUGAGUUGCAGUGUAAGGUGGGGCAGCAGCAGGAGGAGAUUUUAGAGCUCUCCUCCGAGCUUCAGCGGUGCCGUGAGGGACAGGAGGAGCUGGGACUGCUGCUGGACGCAACUGAAGAGCGAGUCACGGCUGUUCACAUGCUAAUGAGCAACGUCGCGUCCAUGUGGGGAGUAAGGGCGAGCCGAGGAGGCGACAUCGAGUCCAACUACGAAUGCCUGCAGAGGCGGGAAGAUCAGCUCCUCCAGAUCGUUUCGCAACUUGAAAGUUUCGUUGCUGUUUGCAGCCAGAGCAUGGGGGCCGCGGAAGAGUCCACGGCAGCGGUGGAGCGAACGCUGCAGGUGGUGUCAGAGCGAGUCAUGGAGAAGGAGGCUGAAGAGAGGUGGGAGGUGGAGCGUAUAGAGCUGCUGUCAGAAGACUGCAAGAAGUUUUUGGGAGACGUCCAGACCGACGGUCUGCUCAAGGAGGUCGAAGAGAUGGCGGAGAGGAGGCAGAGAGCGCACGAGGACUGGGGGGAGAGAAGGAAGGAAGCGAUGUGUCAUGAUGACGAUGAUCAGUUGACGGAUGGCGGAGAAGAACCUGAUCCUCCUCUCCGAGCUAUAGAGAGCUGCGAGGUAGAGGCAUGCGGGUGGAGGGAGCAAGUGCAGAAGAGCGUCAAGGGGCUGGGGGAGGAGAUAUCGGAGCUCGGAGCGGACUUUCAGCGAGUUGUCCUCAAGCAACGGUCAUCAAUUAGCAGGUUGACCGACGGCAUCCGCAGGAUCAAGGAGGAGGAGGGUAGGAGGGUCAGCGCCUUACGAGCACUUGAGGAGCAAACGAGUUGUCUGCUCGCUGGGGGCGAGGAGCAUCGAACACAGGUGGAGGGAAUGAGCGACGCUGUGAACGCGAUGGAGGGAGUGAUGGAGAGGCUGGUAAAGGAUGUGACCGGUCUGUUGCUGGAGAGGAAGGAAGAGCAGAAGAGGAGGAGUGCGGCGCAUAGGUCGAGCGCAUGGUUGGAGUCAGCAGCAGGAGCCUCCGGGUCUCCCGAGUCGUCGGAGAGGAAGCGACCCAUGCUCGACUUCUCUCCUGUCGAGCGAAACUCUUGGGCCAGCAACACCAGCAUCGGCUCUGACACCAGCUUGCCGGCAAGCGCCCGUUCAAGGAGCCGUUACACCUUCCUAUGA